UGUGUUUCUAACAUUAACCUGACCCGUUCCAGAUCCAUUAUAUUAUAUUUCCACUUAAUCUCUGUAAAAUAUCUCAGGCAUAAUUUAAUAUUAUGUAUAAAGUAAAAUGUAUGAUGAUCGCAGCGAGGAAACGCCUACACAUUGUAGCUCUUCCGAGAAAGUAAGCGAAGAUGACGGCUAUUCUCCCUUAAGUGGAGACGAAACGCCCAAAUAUCAAAGUGAAAUAGAAUGUUUCUCUAAGGAGAAUAUAGAUUCUUUGGUUAGAGUCUCUGAAGUGCCGGGCAAAGGAAGAUGUUUAUUUGUUCGGAAGAAUUUUGAACCUGGAACACUAAUAUUCGCAGAAUCGCCACUUUUUAUGGUUGGCCCAUUAUCAAAUCAAGACCUUUGGUUCCAACUAAAUGAACUGAACGAAGAAUCUCCAUUUGUGAUACCCCCUUUGUGGCACAAGGCUGCUUUAUACAGUAUUCUGGAAGGGAAUGAAGAGUCAAAUCAUAUUAUGGCGAAUAAGUGGGUUGAAAACCGAAACCAGGAGGUAACUCUAGAUGUAUUAAGAGUUUUAAAUUCAAUAUGUACAUUAAAAGAUGGAGAGUUCGUCUAUGAUGGAGUUGUAAUUAAACCUGAAGUGUACCAACUGUACCUACAAGUAUGGCCACUCAACGCCUUUGGAAGGACUUCAGAACCAGAUGGGCUUGUAAUAUAUGACAAAAUCUCCUACCUCGCCCACAGCUGCGACCCAUCGUGUUGUUGGCAUCACACCGAAAAUGACGAGUUUGUUUUAAGAGCCAGGAAGAAACUAGUACCUGGAGACGAAAUAACGAUAUCAUAUUUGGGCGAAAAUGACCUUUUGUCCCCUACAUAUAGGAGAAGGACCAUGCUUCAAAAUUGGCACUUUUUUUGUACAUGUGAUAGGUGUUCUAUACCAAUUGACAACUGCAGAGGAUUCUUGUGUAAAUUAUGCCACUACGGAUCGAUUUUUUUAAACUACGAUUCAUUUUUCUCAAAAUUUGUUAGCACACAGUGUGAAAUGUGUGGGUAUAAAUUUACGGAGUCCGAAACAAACGAAUACAUAGAAUUGGAGAGAGCGUAUGUUUAUAGAAUUGAUGGAAUAGAAAAAAGUAAUCUUAUGGACAUACUACAAGUCUACGAUCACGCAAAAAAUGUGUUCAGCCAGCACUGGGCUCUGUAUCAAUUACAGACCCUGCUGUAUGACAUUUAUAAGGAAAAGGAGAAUUUUGAGCAGGCUAAGAUAUAUCUUAUGCUUAGGAUUCAUUAUGUGGAUAAGGUGAUCUCGGGACCACUAUACUGUGUAGCAUUUAUGCAUGAAGAGAUGGCUGAUAUCCUAACAUAUACUUGUAAUUUGGACCUAAGUGUUUCAAAAUUAGGAAACCCAAACUCAGAUAUAGGCACAUUAAAUAUGAUCAUGGGAUACUACUUCAACGCUGCCGCAUUAUUGUCCAUCUUGUGCGGAUAUAAACACUCUUAUUACCACUCGGUCUUAUCAAAAAGGUAUAAAAUAGAGGAAUUGGCGGUUUCACUCAUGAAACUUCCUCAAAAUGUAGAAUCACCUGAAGAAGUCUAA
Molecule: messenger RNA, 1579 nt
Organism: Theileria parva strain Muguga
Lineage: Eukaryota; Apicomplexa; Aconoidasida; Piroplasmida; Theileriidae
Product: SET domain protein
Exons: 8
Coding region: 107-1579 (490 amino acids)
Molecular function (GO): protein binding
Source: RefSeq, a predicted model, not a curated record